AUGCAGAUAGCACUGCCGUGUUGUUCUCAGGAGGAGGAGAAGCAAGUGUGGAUUAUUUUGCCAAAGAGCUGUAAAUUAGUGCAAGUAGAAUCCGGAGUUUUGUGGAUUAUUUACUGUGACGGAAGAUGGCGAGAAUUGACAAAUUCAACGCAGACUUCAAUAGAUGAUUUGAAAAACUUAAAAAUCCCACAACAAUUUGGAUUAUUCCCAUUUCUGUGCAAAACUCCAACUGGUUCAAAUAGUGGCGAUGGUGCCGAUCCAAAUUCGGUUGAUUUUUGCAAAAAGUGGUUUGAAGUAAGCGUUUCUGCUCAGUCUUGUGCUUUUUCCUCCUCAUUUGAUUGA
Molecule: messenger RNA, 342 nt
Organism: Gongylonema pulchrum
Lineage: Eukaryota; Metazoa; Nematoda; Chromadorea; Rhabditida; Gongylonematidae
Source: the annotation of a GenBank genome assembly